This is a messenger RNA of Lycium ferocissimum, 807 nucleotides long. Its product is annotated as ATP synthase protein MI25-like. Gene Ontology annotation, biological process: proton motive force-driven ATP synthesis. Gene Ontology annotation, molecular function: proton transmembrane transporter activity. NCBI's taxonomy places the organism in Eukaryota, Viridiplantae, Streptophyta, Magnoliopsida, Solanales, Solanaceae. The record is from RefSeq and is a predicted model, not a curated record.
AUGAGAUUGAGUUCGACGAAUAUGGAUGCUAGAAAGAUGUUAUUUGCUGCUAUUCUAUCUAUUUGUGCAUUAAGUUCGAAGAAGAUCUCAAUCUAUAAUGAAGAAAUGAUAGUAGCUCUUUGUUUUAUAGGCUUUAUCAUAUUCAGUCGUAAGAGUUUAGGUACGACUUUCAAAGUGACUCUCGACGGGAGAAUCCAGGCUAUUCAGGAAGAAAUCGCAGCAAUUCCUCAACUUAACGAAGUAGUUUCUCCGGAAUCCAAUGAACAACAACGAUUACUUAGGAUCAGCUUGCGAAUUGUGGGCACCGUAGUAGAAUCAUUACCAAUGGCACGCUGUGCGCCUAAGUGCGAAAAGACAGUGCAAGCUUUGUUAUGCCGAAACCUAAAUGUUAAGUCAGCAACACUUACAAAUGCCACUUCUUCCCGUCGCAUCCGUUUUCAGGACGAUCUAGUCACAAAGUUUUACACCUUAGUGGGUAAUCAAUUUGCCUACUCUUCUAUCUCGAAAGCAGAAAGAGUAGAAUUCAUUCGAGAGAGCUUGGUGGUCUUAAGAAUGGUUCGGGGGGGGGGGGUUUCUCUUAAGAAUAAAGAAGAGGAAUUGAAUCUAAUUGAUGUUCAUGCUCUCAGAAGAGCGGAUCCAAUACCAAGACUACUUCUUUCUCAGGAAGUGCAGCAAGUACUUGAGGAAUUUUGGGAUAUCAUGCCCCACGAAUUAGUUGCCAAGUGCGCCCUAGUAGGGCAGUCUACCACAAGAUCGAGUUGGAGCCUGGAGCCAAACCCCCAACUAUUUAGACUGGGGCUGGGUUAA